GGUCACUCCACACAGCCGUUUACAAUCCCCUUGAAGGACCCCUGUAUCCCCGCUAGAAUUCCGUGGGCGUGAAGCGAUGGUCUGUGAUGAAUCGCUGUUCUCGACAGAAGGAUGCGUUGAAUGCAAGGUGCCGUGUGCGCUGAGGUCAAGGCUAGAACCAUCGCACCCUCAAUCGGAAUCUAGGUUCCGAGGUGGUGAUGCGGUUCCGAAUUCAUAUCAGCACCUCCAGCUGAUCAAGCCACCACCGGAGUGUCAGGCAAGGUAGAACUUACGCCCUCCAGCACCGCCUGGUGUCCAAGUGUAGAAGUCACGGAGUGACACUACGUCCGCUUCGCAACUAUACCCAAAUCUGUUCCCCAGUCCAUUCGACUGCUAUAAUCUGAGGCAUCUGUUCCUGCAGGUUAUCUCCAAACCACAACAUGGCGCAGGUACUACCGAUCGUCGAUGUGAAGACCUUCCUUGGUCCGAUGGCAGUUGGUUCUGUGCUCUCAGGAGUAGUCUUUGGGUGUGCAGUCGUUCAGACUUACUCGUAUUACAAACGAUUCCCUAAUGACAGCGAGUACAUCAAGGCGCUGGUAAUUUUCGAGAUGACGUUGCAGACGGUACAUCUCGUCCUCAUGUUGGCUGGCCUGUGGCACAUAGUGGUCACAGAUUAUGGGAACUCCCCAGCGUUACUUUUCUUCCCAGAAACCAUAAAUGUCACCCUAAUCCUCUGUUCCCCUCUCGCAUUCGCUUCGCAGGCCUACUUCAUCUUCAGGUUGUGGAGGCUCUCUCAGAACCUGAUACUUGUCGGAUUUUGCCUUUCGCUCGCAGUGGCCCGCUUUGCCUUCCACAUGGUAGUUGGCAUUGCUGCGUACCUCAUAAGGGAUAUCUUGUCGGUCGUGCAACAAUGGAAGUGGUGUAUUACCACUAUGUUCGUCAUGUCGAUUGCUUGCGACACAAUAGUUGCCGUUGCUGUUGCCUACAUUCUGAGGGACCAAAAGACAGGGUUCAGGCGGACCUCUUGGAUCAUAGACAAAUUGAUAUCGUAUUCCGUUGCGACUGGUCUCGUUACAAUCGCAUUCGAAUUAGGCCAGGCACUAUGUUUUUGGACGAUGCCUCGUAAUUACGUCUGGUUGGGAUUCUACGCUAUUGAAUCGGGCUUAUACACAAACUCUCUUCUGGCAGCGUAUGCUAAAUAACCCGACCGUCCGUGAGGUCCUCAUCCAUAUUUGUAGACUCAACGGCCGUUCUGUCUUCAAUCAGUUGUGGGCUCCACAGCCAAGCUCCGAUCCUGGCACCCUUCCAAGGAGCCCCCAAUUGAAUGUCGGUGAUAAGGUGCUGCUACUCACGACAUUCUGAACUUCGAACGUAUUAAAGCAGCUUUCCGACAGGGGCCGUAUUUCUCCAUUCACUCGGAUGGGGAGCGAUCGGUAGGACUGAAGGAGUUACCAGUUAAAGCGGUGUUUUGAGGCAGAGUGCUGGGGUGGUCCGUCUCCGUCUACAGAACUUCUAUGUUUUUGUUUUGUUUUUCGAUCGCUAUCGUGUGUAUCAUACGUCUGAAAUGUUUCAUGGCUGU
Messenger RNA from Pisolithus orientalis, 1558 nucleotides. RefSeq lists its product as uncharacterized. Lineage: Eukaryota; Fungi; Basidiomycota; Agaricomycetes; Boletales; Pisolithaceae. The coding region runs from base 420 to 1181 and encodes 253 amino acids. The transcript has 10 exons. The record is from RefSeq and is a predicted model, not a curated record.